CGGGGCUCACAUCCUCUGCUCUGCCCGGAGUCGUCUGGGCGCGGGGUCCCAGGGCCGCGCCCCUCACAGCGCCGCUGACAGGGGACACCCCCUCUCAGGUGACCUGACCAUGGAGGGAUUUUUAAAAUCCGAUGAGAGACAACGACUAGCUAAAGAAAGACGAGAAGAAAGAGAAAAAUGUCUUGCUGCCCGGGAGCAGCAAAUCCUGGAAAAACAGAAGAGAGCCAAGCUCCAGUAUGAAAAGCAAAUUGAGGAGCGAUGGAAGAAGCUGGAAGAGCAGCGGCAGCGAGAGGAGCAGAAGAGGGCAGCUGUGGAGGAGAAGAGGAAGCAGAAGCUCCGGGAGGAGGAAGAGCGGCUGGAGGCGAUGAUGCGCAGGUCUCUGGAGCGCUCGCAGCAGCUGGAGCUGAAGAAGAAGUGCUCGUCGGGAGGAGCAUCACUGGCUGCCGGGCCCGGAGGACGUGAUGGUGAAUCAGGAAAUACCCCACCCCCUCCUCUAGGUUUAGCAGCCAGCACCCUCCCUCUGGACCCAGGGACCACUGCCGCCGCUGCUGAGUCAACCAACGCAUGUGACAAACUUUCAACAUCAACCAUGAAUUUGCCAAAGCAGACGGAGCCUCCCAUGAGUAAGCGCCUGUCUUCAUCCACUGCGGCAAUAUCCUAUUCCCCAGACCGAGCUCAUCGCAUGCACCUUAGUCCCAUGGAAACAUUUCUUGUUAUGCGACUGUUGACACCCACACAGGCUUCUUUAGCCAGAAGCAGAAGUACACUCAUGUUCUCUGAGCAGGCCGGUGACUCAGUAUCCCAUACCUGUCCGCGUGUAGCUCCUGCUGGCUCCCUUAAAUCUUCCUACAAGUCUUCUCCCACUCGAAACGUCGAGAGGAAGAAGAUCACAUCUACAUCUGGUGGAGGAGAUGCUGGGAAAGUCGCCCCUGCCGGAGUGGAGGCCUCUCCAACAGAGAAGAUGAAGAGGGGGCCGAGAGCAACUGCUUCUGUAUCCAGCGUGGGCCUCAUGUCUCCUCUGAGAAGCAUUUCUAAGAGGUCGUCUUCUCCUGUGACAUCUAAGGCAACUUCAAAAGCAUAUCCACAAUCUCCAAAGAACACAAAGCCGCCAUACCCAGGGUCUCCGAUGAAGUACCGCCUCCCCAGCUUUUCUGGCCAGGAGACACCCAAGAAGAAAGCAGACAAAGAGAAGAGCAACAAGGAGAAGGAAGGUACCCUGACUCAGGAGGCAGCCAGCUCACCCAAGGAAGAGGCCCCAGAGAAGCACGUGGCAGACAGGCAGGCCACUGAGAAGCACGAGAAGCACGAGGCCAUGGCAGGGAAGGCCAAGAGCAGCAGAGCAGCCUCAGGGAAGUCCACAGCGGGCACCACUGAUGCAGGAGAGGCCACAAAGAUCCUGUCUGAAAAGAGACGACAGGCCCGGCUGCAGAAGGAACAGGAGGAGCAGGAACGUCUGGAGAAGGAAAAACAAGACAAACUGGAGAGAGAGGAAUUGAAAAGAAAGGCAGAGGAAGAAAGACUUCGCCUAGAGGAAGCCCGUAAACAGGAAGAGGAAAAGAAGCAGCGAGAGGAGGAAGAGAAAAGGAAGGUGGCAGAGGAGGCAAAGCGGAAGGCCAAGGAGGCACUGCUGUUGAAAGAAGAGCAAGAAAAGGAAAAACAAGAAAAAGAAAAGCAGGAAAAAGCCAUGAUUGUAAAGCAGAAGGAAGCAGCAGAAGCAAAGGCCCAGGAGGCAGCUAAACAAAUGCGUCUGAAAAGAGAACAGAUCAUGCUACAGAUGGAGCAGGAGCGACUGGAGAGGAAGAAGAGAAUAGAUGAAAUUAUGAAGAGAACAAGAAAGAGUGAUGCAUCUUUGGAAGUGAAGAAAGAAAACCCAAAAGUGGAGCUUCAGUCUGCUCUGUGUGUGGAAAAUAAGGCAGAACCCGUGGUCCCUAACAAAAUAGAAAUCAGUGUAUUGAACACCUGCCAGGAAGUAAAUGUUGUGGAACAUGCUGCCCCAGAAACUUUCCCUCAAGAUGUUUUCACUGAUGAACUUAAACCAGUUGAGGGACUUGUUCAUCUGGAUGCCCUUGAUGGGAAAUCAAACAGUCUGGAUGAUUCAACUGAAGAAGUUCAGUCUAUGGAUAUGAGUCCUGUUUCAAAAGAAGAGCUUAUCUCUAUCCCAGAAUUUUCACCAGUGAGUGAAAUGAUUCCUGGGGUAUCUCUGGACCAAAAUGGAACUGGUAAUGCCCGAGCACUUCAAGAUCUCUUAGAUUUCACUGGCCCCCCCAUUUUCCCCAAGAGAUCCAGUGAAAAUCUCAGCCUGGAUGACUGUAACAAAAACCUGAUCGAAGGAUUUAACAGUCCUGGCCAAGAAAAUACUCUGAACACCUUCUGUUGACAAAUACAACAUCUCUUUAAUGAAAGGUGGUGUUUGGAGAACCCAUGAAGCUGCUGGUAGUCAAAUCUGAGCUGCCGGCCCUCUGAAGAAACUUCAGUCGUCUUUAACUGCUGGAUUCUAAACUAUUAAAUUGAAAUGUAACUGCAUUCCUUAUUAGUAUGUCAAACGCUGGCCACUCUCAGUAGAAGCUUGAGACAGUGGCCUUUUCGGGCUUUAGCAGAGUUCCAUGUUACAGUUCUAUUUAUGAUCUUUAGCUGCUGAUAAAGCGCUUCCUGUACUCCUCUAUUAUCAUAGUGAUCUUCUGAAUAACCCGUGUGAUUUUGACUUGAAAAGUCACCUUAUAACCAUUCUUAUCCCCAAACUUGAAGCAUAUAAACAUUUAGAUGUCUUUUCUGGUAAAUAUUCUAGACAUUUACCCAGACUCUAUUUAAACAUACAUUGAACUUGGGCUGCAUAUCUCCCUGGCUCUGUAGAAGGAGAACAAAUUCUGGAGGGUUUCCCUCAUCUCUGAGGUUUCUUUGCUGGAAGUUUUUAUCAAGAAGCCACAUUUAAUAUUAUUAAGCUUAGCCGCCUGCAAAAUGUGUUGCUUCUCAUUGCUCCUUGGGCGGCCAGCAGAGUGAGUCUGGCUGAGUUAAGGAAGUCAUUGAACAGCAUGGAAGACUGUCUGCUCUCUUAGGCAUAUUCCUCCAGACUUGAGCACCUGAAUCUUGCAAGGACCUUUUCAUGUUGCACCUUUAAAUCUUUCAAGCUAUAGUCACUUCAAACCUUCAGGUGGCUUCUGGAUUGAAUGAUUUGUUCAUCUCCUGCACAGGUGGUUGCUUUUCAUGUUGUUGCUGUUUUCUUCUUGGCUCUUGGGCCUUUUGUUUGUUUGUUCAUCUCUAAUAAAACCAGGCACAAAUGAAAAGCAUAGUGCUCUGAGACAAGGGGCCCUGCACUGGCUCCAAAAUGGCACUAUAACAGACUUGAACAUAAAAACAUCUGGACAGGGGAAAAUGACGGUAGAAUGUAUGUAUACUCCACAUGUUUUUGCCAUAUAAUAGUAUGUUUUCUAUUGGAGAAGGAAAUGGCAACCCACUCCAGUAUUCUUGCCUGGAGAAUCCCAGGGACAGGGGAGCCUGGUGGUCUGCCAUCUAUGGGGUCACACAGAGUCGGACAUGACUGAAGCGACUUAGCAGCAACAGCAGCAGCAGUAUGUUUUCUUCAUUUCUUGUGGUGAAAUGUGACUUUCAGAUUAAAAUAACCUUUUCUUCUUUGAAAACUUUUUUUAUCUUGUACAAUAAAGAGUUUGGAAAGACCCAUAAUUCUGACUGAAGUUUGCAACCAGAAUGUACAAAGAAGUCUCAGUAGUAAUCUUGUUCAUGUGCUCUUAAAACCAGCUACAGUGUAAGACUAUUAGUUACGGAAAUGGUGUAUGUUUGUGUAUGGUGUAUAUACUAAAUAAAAUACAUGCCUCCAAUAAUACAGUGCCAUGGAUCUUGAUGACUGUCUGGGGAAAAAUCCCUUUUAUGACAAGCACACAGAAAAUGGUAGCAUGGUCUGACUUUCAAAAAUGUCUCACCAUCUUUUUUACAGCCCUGUUUUGCUAAAUGUCUGUUUUCUUGCAUCUGUUAUACCUCACAGCACCAUUGUGAUCGUGGUGAUGCCUCAUUUGCAUGACGUGUACAUUGUGUUUACUGUGAAAUACAUUUUCAUUAAAGAGUC
Messenger RNA from Odocoileus virginianus texanus, 4078 nucleotides. RefSeq names its product MAP7 domain containing 2 (gene MAP7D2). The record is from RefSeq and is a predicted model, not a curated record. Gene Ontology annotation, cellular component: microtubule cytoskeleton. Gene Ontology annotation, biological process: microtubule cytoskeleton organization. Lineage: Eukaryota; Metazoa; Chordata; Mammalia; Artiodactyla; Cervidae.